AUGCACGGGAUGUUCUUAAAAAAUUCAAGAUGGAGAAGUAAACAAGACUGGAUCUCAUGUUCGAAGCAAGUUUUUUUGUCAAGGUUUAUGCAUUAUCCAAGUCAAGUUCAUCUUCGUAUUGCUAAACAAACAUUGAGGUAUAUCAAGGGAACUGUUGAUUAUGGUAUUUGGUUUAAAGGGGAAGAGCAAGGGCAAUUGAUGGGUUAUUCAGAUAGUGAUUGGGCAGGAAAUGUUGAUGAUAUGAAGAGCAUUUCUGGAUAUGCCUUUACACUUGGUUCAGACAUGUUCCCAUGGAAUUCAAGGAAGCAAGAUGUGGUAGCUCAAUCAUCUACAGAGGCAGAAUACAUUGCUGCUGCUCGUGCAUCUAAUCAGGCUCUAUGGUUAUGA
Messenger RNA from Capsicum annuum, 387 nucleotides. Its product is annotated as secreted RxLR effector protein 161-like. Lineage: Eukaryota; Viridiplantae; Streptophyta; Magnoliopsida; Solanales; Solanaceae. The transcript has 2 exons. The record is from RefSeq and is a predicted model, not a curated record. Bases 1 to 387 code for a protein of 128 amino acids.